AUGUACGUGCAAACUUAUUUUAUUGAAAAUAAAUUUAGAGCUCAUGAUUAUUUAACGGUUAUCGGGGAUCUCACCCAACGAACACCACCACAAGUUGCCCCACGAGUAGUAGCAGGACCCUCAAGACUCCAUGGAACUAGAUCACCACCCACUACGUCCUCACCUUUAAUUAUACGACUCGACGAAAAUGACGAAGCCGUAAUCGCCAAAGAAUCCCAAAGACAAAGCUCAAUAUCAACCCGAGAACCAACCGGUUUAGGAGCAGAGGCAGAAAGGUUAAUAACAGAAAUAACCAAUUUAGCCAGAAAUUUAGAAGUAAAUAACUGGGAAACUCAAAUCGUACCUGAGGACCAUCAAGAAACCGACGAACCGCCGCAGCCGCGAGAAGAAAUCGUAUCCAUCCAUCGCCAAGAUAUCAUGAAUCCAACUCCAGAUAAUGCCAAAAUUGUUGAGGCCGACCUAGAAGAGAGCGUAUCCAUCCAUCGUCAAGAUACCACGAAUCCAACUCCAGAUAAUGCCGAAAUUGUUGAGGCCGACCUAGGUAAUAAUAAUUUUAAUUUAAAUAAUUUAUUGAAAGAAGAAAACAUUUUUGAUAACAAUUAUUUGAAUAAUUUAAAUAAAGAGGAAAAGACAAAAGCGGAAUAA
This is a messenger RNA of Dentiscutata erythropus, 645 nucleotides long. Lineage: Eukaryota; Fungi; Glomeromycota; Glomeromycetes; Diversisporales; Gigasporaceae. The record is from the annotation of a GenBank genome assembly.